Messenger RNA from Thamnophis elegans (Western terrestrial garter snake), 1773 nucleotides. RefSeq names its product solute carrier family 25 member 38 (gene SLC25A38). Gene Ontology annotation, cellular component: mitochondrial inner membrane; mitochondrion. Bases 160 to 1065 code for a protein of 301 amino acids. The record is from RefSeq and is a predicted model, not a curated record. Lineage: Eukaryota; Metazoa; Chordata; Lepidosauria; Squamata; Natricidae. Gene Ontology annotation, biological process: glycine import into mitochondrion. The transcript is spliced from 7 exons. Gene Ontology annotation, molecular function: glycine transmembrane transporter activity.
CUCUAGAUUAGUGGUUCCUUGCUCUUCCGCUAAUCAUCUUGGAUUAAAAAAAAUUGGAGGAGGAAGCCCUUUUGAUAACUGUCGAAUUUUGUUUUAUUAUUAACAACUUUCUUGUAUUUUUUUUGUUAAUUAAUGUGGAGGGCCUUUCGUAGGUUUUAAAUGAUACAAAAAUGGAUUCCUGCUCUGCUCCAAACGCAACACAAAGUGGAAUUUAUAGCGAUGCAUCCUAUACUAAAAGCCUUUUUUUGUGGUUCUAUCAGUGGAACAUGCUCCACCCUGCUCUUCCAGCCUCUUGACUUACUUAAAACUAGGCUGCAGACUGUGCAGCCAACUAUCAGUGGAUCAGGUCGUAUUAAGAUGGUAGCUCUACUCUUCAAACUUGCUCGUACAGAAAGUAUAUUUGGACUGUGGAAAGGUGUUUCUCCAUCCUUUGCACGCUGCAUUCCAGGAGUUGGGAUUUACUUCAGCACCUUAUAUAUGAUAAAACAUCAUUUUUUGUGGGAACAUUCUCCUACUGCCUUGGAAUUGGUUCUUUUGGGUGCAACUUCACGAACUGUAGCUGUUAUUUGUAUGUUACCCAUCACAGUAGUGAAAACACGAUAUGAGAGUGGAAAAUACAGCUAUGAAAGUGUGUAUGGAGCCCUGAGAAAUAUCUAUCAGUCAGAGGGGGUUUGUGGUUUGUUUAGGGGCCUGUCAGCAACACUUCUUCGUGAUGCACCUUUUUCUGGCAUCUAUCUGAUGUUCUACACACAAACCCAGAAGCUUGCAUCAUAUGGCCAACUAAAUACAACAGUUGUACCACUUAUGAACUUUGGUUGUGGAACUGUGGCUGGAAUUCUGGCCUCAUUAGCUACUCAGCCUGCUGAUGUCAUCAAAACACACAUGCAGCUCUCAUCUGAAAAAUACCUUCAGACUGGCCAGACUAUUGCCUUAAUAUUCAGGAAUUAUGGACUGGCUGGAUUUUUUCAUGGUGCUGUUCCAAGAGCUUUGCGGCGCACACUGAUGGCAGCAAUGGCAUGGAGUGUAUACGAACAAAUGAUGGCUAAAAUGGGUUUGAAAUCCUAAGAGAUAUGGCAAGAAACAAUCCCUCUACCUUUAUUUUUCCACUUACUGUUAUUGCUUGGUGUAAUUUGUGUUUGGAAUAGUCCUAUGUGAAAGGUUACUAGCUUAGGCAGUUUUUAAUCUAUAUACUGAAUUGCCAAAAGAGUGGCUCAGAAUCUUUAGAAAUAUGAGUGAAUGGAGUAGAAUAAUGUGACAGCAUAUAGGGGAGAUAAUGGCACAGGAAACCUGUACCAUACUUGGAAAUUGUAUGAACUACUGUCUUUUUUGUAGUUUAGUAAGUAUUAAUAGAAGAGAGUAUUCAUAGCUUAGGGUUGAACUGUGUUGUCCUUGGUACUCUCUGAGUUUUGUAUUUUUUUGCGGACAUUUCAUUACCAACUAGGUAACUUCAUCAGUGCAAACCAAGGAUCCUGUUGUUUAGUAAAGAUGAAUUGUCCUACAAAGCCAUUUUACCCAAAGGAACUUUUUCAGCCAUCUGUUUUGACAAUUUUAUUCAAUGAACUGUUGAAUACUUUUUGCAGUUUUGAUUCUAGAACUUAGAAACAUUGUUCUUGCUGGUUUCAAUCUCCACAAUUGUGUCCUGCAUUUCUUCUCUGCUUUCAAUAUUGCUCUUGUUAUAUACUCAAUCAAAAAAAUCUGAGGGAAGCCUUGCAAAGAGUUUAAUCAAGAAAAUCUCAUUCACUAUUUGCUUGAUAACAAUUGUUAAAGUAAGAA